AUGGCGUACCCCUCAUACGACCAGUCGUGGUAUGAGCGUUAUAACCCAGAUCAUCAACCACAUACACGCUAUUAUCGACACUCUCAUCGACACAGUGGCCACCUCACACCCGAGCCACAAUACUCCAACUUGCACCGCUCGCACUCACAAGGCCACAAUGUGCCCCAUCCCACCAACAUCCAUAUCCACAACAAGAUACCGAUCACCCAAGAGACGACGACUGCCCAGCGCACAGAGGGAAGGCCUCCUCCUCCCAUGCCCGCGCCCAUGCCUCCACCACCACAGUUCCAGCCAGUGCCCAUGAUGGCACCUCCUCCACCCAUGUUCGUCAAUCAACCCAUGCCGAUGAUGCAACCCGCACCUCCCCCAAUGAUGGACCCCUAUGCCCUGCGAGCACAACGCCUAGGCGAACAAUUACUCGCCGAAGAGUUUGCCGAAAUGCACCUCCACCGCCAUCGCUCCCACUCUCGUGGCCGCUCCCCCGACGACCGUCUCCGCUGGGACCUCGAGCAACAACGCCGCGACGCCGCAGCAGCAGAAUCUCGCCGCCGCCACGACGAAGAAACCGUCGCAUUAAAGGCCCAAUUCGAACUCGACCGCCGCAGAGAAGAAGCCAAAGCCGCAGAUGCCAAACGCCUCCGUGAAGAAGAAGCCACCGCUCUAAAGCUCAAGCUCGAACUCGAAGCCGAGCGUGAAGCCGCAAAACGCAAAAAGCAAGAGGCAGAUGCAGCAGCAGAGCGACAACGCGUAAUCGACGAACAUGAACGCAAGAUCGCCGCCGAUGCAAAGGCAGCCGCAGACGCCGAAGCGGCAUUCAAGUUACGACUGGAACUGCAAGCACGCGAAGAGCACGAACGCGAACGCAAAGCCUACGAAGACUUCCUCCGCAGGCAGCGAGAGCAGGAAGAAGCAGACGAAAAAGCAUACCGCGAAGCCCUUCGCAAGCAAAAGGAAAAAGAAGAAGCCAAAGAGAGAGAAUACCAAGCCUUCCUGCGCCAGCAAAAGGAAAAGCAAGAAGCAGAAGAAAAGGCAAAGAAGGAGGAACAAGCACGCAUCGACACUGCCAUGCGAGCACGCCUGGAGAAACUAGGAUGGUCCCAACACGACAUUGAGAUUGCCCUCGAUCCAGAAAAGGCGGAAAAGGAAAAGAAGAAAAAGAAGAAGCAUAGGCAUUCGGGAGAUGUAUAUCUUGAUGAGGAGAUCAUCGUGGUGGGCGGUACACCUCCUAGUUUGCCGGAUGCGCCUCCCCUUGCUGUCGGCUUUCCUCAGCAUCAACAUCAUGUUCCCGUGUACCCCCGCAUCAACCGCAAGUUCUUGGACAUCGAGACGUUGGAGCAUUAUCAUGUGCCUUGGGAAUGGGAUCGUGCAAACUCGGAAUUCAUCAUCCUGCUCCGCGAAUUGGACAAGUACGAGACGGAUGUGCUUUUCGAACACACGCGUCGUCGUCGUCAAGGUUCUUCUGCGCCUUUGCUCAUUGACAAGGUCAAAGAUUCGGGCCCAAAGUUCGCUUGGGUCAAGCACAAGAGCAAGGAGAGGAGCAAGAGCAGAGGAAGGGAUAUCAGGGUUACUGAGAUUGUGAGGCGAUAG
Molecule: messenger RNA, 1587 nt
Organism: Aureobasidium uvarum
Lineage: Eukaryota; Fungi; Ascomycota; Dothideomycetes; Dothideales; Saccotheciaceae
Source: the annotation of a GenBank genome assembly